AUGGCCCUGCCUCAAGACAAGAAGUCACUCGACAUGGUGGACGAGAAGCGGUCUCGGGACGAAGAGAAGGACGGAUACGAUGUGACGGUCUCAGUUACAGACAGUGUGGAGGGCGACGAGGCCCUCAAGCUCGUCGGCCGGGAGCGUACAGCUGAAUUCAGUGAGGAAUACAACAGGAAGCUUCGCAGGAAAUUGGAUCUCCUCAUCCCGCCUCUUUGUGCGGCGGUGUACUUCACGCAGUUCCUUGACAAAACCUCAUUGAACUAUGCGAGUAUCAUGGGCUUCCCAAUUACUGGACAGCACUACAACCUGGUGUCUCUCGCGUUCUACUUGGGUUUCCUUGUGUGGGAGUUCCCCACGGUAUACAUCUCCCAGAAGCUCAGGGUUGCGAAGUACCUCGGCGCGAACAUCAUCAUUUGGGGUAUCAUUCUGAUGUGCCAUGCCGCGGCCACAUCGUUUGGCGCGUUCUUCGCCCUUCGCUUUCUCCUGGGCAUGUGCGAGAGCUGCGUUGCUCCUAUUCUCAUCUUGAUCAUCACCAUGUUCUACAAGAAGGACGAGCAGGGAACGAGAAUCUCAUGGUUCUACGUGAUGAACGGGCUUACGCAGGUAUUCGGCGGCUUUGUCGCCUACGGAAUUUCCUUCUACGACGGUCACGCCAUUGUUCCAUACAAGAUCAUCUACAUCCUACUGGGCGGCCUCGCUGUUCUGGUAGGAGUAUGCGUCGUGAUCUGGCUCCCUGACUCCCCCAUCCACGCGCGGGCCUUCACCACCGAGGAGCGCAUUGCCAUCCUUGAGCGUGUGCGAAAUGACCAAGGCGGCUCUGAGAACAAGCACUGGAAGAAAGAUCAGAUCAUCGAGGCUCUGACGGACGUCCGAACUUGGCUCAUUGUGUUGACGACUUUGACGACGAGUAUACCAAACGGAGCUCUGAGCAACUUCAGCAACAUCAUCAUCAAGAGUUUCGGAUAUACUUCGAAGCAGACCUUGAUUCUGUCGACGCCCGGCGGCGCGGUCGCCUCUCUCACUACCUUGUUGUGUGGAUGGUAUUCGGACAAGAAGAACGAGCGGAUGAUCCCCAUCGUCUUCUGUCUGCUCCCUACAAUUAUAGGUUCAGCUAUGCUUAUCGGUUUGAACGGUUCCGGCAACAAAGGAGCGCUUCUCUUCGCGGUAUACCUCAUCGGGACCUUUGGUAGCGCGCUGUCGUCGGUAUAUGCGUACAACGCCAGUAACACCAGUGGCCAUACGAAGAAGAACACUAUCAACGCCCUGACGCUGACAUCGUUCAGCGUGGGCAACAUCAUCGGCACGGAGAUCUUCCAGCCCAAGGACGCGCCCGCGUACAUCCCGGGCAAGAUCGCCAUCAUGGUCCUGCUCACCGUGCAACUGUUCAUCUCGAUGUUCCUGCGCUGGAUCAACCUGCGCCUCAACGUGAAGAAGGCAGCUAAGCUUCAGGAGGAGAAGGAGAAGCACGGCUGGUCGGACGAGGACGUCCAGAAGGAGCGCGAGCGGCACGCGUUCAUGGACUUGACUGACAAACAGAACCCGUUCUUCGUGUACACUGCUUAA
Molecule: messenger RNA, 1566 nt
Organism: Trametes versicolor FP-101664 SS1
Lineage: Eukaryota; Fungi; Basidiomycota; Agaricomycetes; Polyporales; Polyporaceae
Product: MFS general substrate transporter
Exons: 17
Coding region: 1-1566 (521 amino acids)
Biological process (GO): transmembrane transport
Cellular component (GO): membrane
Molecular function (GO): transmembrane transporter activity
Source: RefSeq, a predicted model, not a curated record